Molecule: messenger RNA, 3775 nt
Organism: Frieseomelitta varia
Lineage: Eukaryota; Metazoa; Arthropoda; Insecta; Hymenoptera; Apidae
Gene: chas
Exons: 13
Coding region: 573-3305 (910 amino acids)
Source: RefSeq, a predicted model, not a curated record
GCGCUGGCCACGGCAGCAUGCGCGGGAAUUUGGUUUGCCGCUUGUUCCUCGAUUUUCCACGCUGUGACACUUUGCUUGUCACUUGACAAUUUGUUUAACGACGAGUACAGCGGUUCCUCUUCUUGUUGUCACCUGUGCGUUUGUAUUCGCAAUCGAAACGACAAGACUAUCGAAGAAUUGUUGCACUUGAUCUAUCCACGGAUUUAAGAGCAGCGGUCAUUGGAAUACUGAUAGGAAUCAGGACGCAAGAGAGAAACGAUAUUGUACAGUAUUGUAUUGAAAUAAUGUCGAUGGAAUGUUUCACGAUGGAAGCCGAGAAACUUCAUCUCGUUCGCAGUGACAACGGAGCAGAAAAACGUCCUCCGCGAUGGACAGUUUUCACUUGGUUUAGCCGCAGUGUGACACAUACCUGACGUCACACGCAUAUCCAAUGAGAAGAGACCGACACGGUCGUAUAUAGAAUCGUCGUUGGGCAGACUUUUAUUGGAAGCAACCCCCGAAACCAACAAUUUCACUUCCUGCCACGACAGCCUCCAACAGCGUCACAGGAUUCACCCAGCAGGUAUGAUCGAAUGAUGGAGGUGAUUUCAACACGCCGAUACGAGGCUCGUCCACCGCCAGCGAGCCAUCCGCCGAUUCUCAUCGACCCUGAGAAUUCUGUAGCUUUGGUCAAAGAAGAGGAAUGGGAAACUCGAAAGAAGAAGGAGAUAACGACCACCAGGCAGAUCGAGACGAGAGUGAAGCGACAGGUCGUGCUCGAGGAUGGCGAGGUCGUGGUCGAUUCAGGGCCCUUGGUCACCACGAAUACUACCGAGGACAUCGAGCAACAGGAACACACCACGCAAGAAAGACGAACAACCGGCGACCAACCGCAAGAAGUUGAAUGGCCAACAGGUGGAAGACGGUCUGCCGAUGGCGGUAGCAUAGUUCAGAAGGAAUUGAACGAGACGGUGGUGAGGAGUCGCGAGGAGAUUGAGGAGAGACUGGAAACAGAAGAUCGUCGACAACUGGGAGAUAUCUCGGACGAGGCAUACCAGAAGGCUGUAAGAAAUAACCGGGGCGAUCUGAGAGUGGCCCUCGCCGAAUCUUCCAAGCAGUUGGCGUCUCAAACGGGUCCCAGGGUCGUCCAGCACACGACCAAGUCGAACAAGGUGAUCGACACGGAGAAAACCUUGGAGAAAAAGGAGCUUAAACACGAUGGUUUGAUAGUUACCGAGAGGAAACGAACGGUCGAGCACGAGGAGAUUAAGGACGACGAGGUCCCUGACGACGGAUGUGAUGUAGAUGGUGACGACGCGUCAGAAAAGAAGAAGGAAAGCUCGCAUAGAUUCGUGAAAAAGAGGGACGAGGACGUGGUCGAUUAUAUCUCGGGUGGCGAGAGGAUCGCCCGUGAAAUGCGCUACGUCGCAGAGACCACCGAGGGAGAACGAAUCGGAGAUUGGACACCAUCACCUACAGCCAUGCGAACUACACGUUUCCAUAAGCAUUCUGGUUUCCCUGCAGAGAGCUUCCCAGCUCGGAAGGACGUUCUAACAAAGAAACCACUGGACUUUGAAGAGGAAGAUGAAGCGAGAAAGUUUGAAACGUCCAAGUGGUUGGAGAGCCAUUUUGGUAGCGAGUCGCGUUCUUCUCAUGGGUCCAUCGAUGCUGAAGAUUCCCCUCUUCCAACUAGCGCGAACACGAGCUAUAUUAAUAUCACUAUGAAAUCUUGCAGUCCCAAAGAGCGGGAUUAUCAGACUGCUAGCUCCAAUCGACAUCAACGGCGCAGUACCGGUCGUGAUUCAAUAUCACCCUCGGGAUAUUUUCACGGAAUAAGCGAGUGGUCUGAGAGAUACCAAGGGAGAGAGAGACAGAAUCAAUUGAGAACAAGCUCGCCGCAAUACGUGGAGACAGUUCGCACAAACGGUCAUGCUCACGAUCACUCGAAAAAUCAAGUCGACUCGACGUACUCGAAAACUUACGAGUCGGUUCUUCGUCGUGAACAUCAGGAAUCGUUCGAUCGAACGUGUACACCAUCUCCGCCUGUUCGACGAAGAUCGAAAGAACAAUGGACAACGAGGUCUGAAGAGAAGGCCAAUGUAAACGACUCGAUACCAGGCCGAACUUCUAGCCCAGUUCACGUCGUGCAGAGAACCUGGGAGAGUCGCAAUCGAAAUGUCCAAGAGCAAACAGUCGAGCAAGACAAUCGGAAAAAAUCAACAUCGAGAUCGCGGUCGACGUCGCCGUUGCCAGAAUCGAAUUUCCGCAACAGUAAGAAGUCAAUCGAGUUUGCCACAUCAACUCCUGUUCGUACCGAAAAGAGUUCAGGACACUCGAAAUACAAGAUCGGAGAGUCGUUCAGGAAAUUAGUUGGGAAACUGCGUUCCGCCAGCAGUGAAAGGAAGAACAAGCGGUCUAACAGCAGCUCGAUUUCUCAACUGACACAGACCGACGACAGUGGACCAACCUACAUGCAGUACAACGUGAUCGACAAGAACAUUCCUCUGGUGAACGAAAGGGACAUGGAGGAGAAACCUCCCGAAAGACCACCAAGGAGCCACGCUGGGACAAAUAACAAUGCGAGCAAGAUCUCCAAGAUGGUUAAAACAAGUUCCCACGUGGCUCAAGAGCAAUGGCAACGCAGCGAGUCGACGCCCCCGUUGCACAGGUAUUACCUCGGCGAGGAUCCCUUCGGAGGAAGCAUUUACGGCCGCGAGAAAGGAUACAGAGAUGUAAGAAGAUCUGGGAAGCCGCGCGGUAGAACCGUCGCUGAAACUGAAUACAGCGUCUCGUCCAGUUCACUCGGCAGGUUUAGCAAGUCAACCGGUCGGCUAACCAACGAUUACGAGCGAGAGGAACAGUUGAGGAGCACGCAAACUCUGCCGAGGAACCUGCACACCGGUGGACAAUACGCACGGUCGCAGACCCUAUCCAGACGCCAGCAACCGGUCCCUAGCGCGAUCAAAUUGGGAACGUCGCACGGCAACGUCCCAUUAUCGACGAACCAGCCGCGUCAGUACGGAAGUAUGAUCAAUAUUUCCAUCAAGAAUACGGUCAUGUCGCCGAAGGUGGCGGCAUUGCAAAGCAACGUUCAACCGCCGGUCAAGCCCGAACGAAGUUACAGAUCCUCGUUGUCACGUAGCAAGAGCUUUAACGUCGAGGCUGACAGAAACGGCAUCGACACACCACCUCCCAGGAUACCGUAUACAUCCAACUUGCAACUGAACAGAUUAAACGAAACACCUCCGUUGAAGAGUCCAGGCAUUUUGGCCAGUAUCAAUCGUAGCAACAGGGAUUUGUUGAAGAACAGCAGACACGAGUAUUAAUCAAGUCUUCAUUAAGUCGUUCAGUUAGGCACUUUUUAAUAGUUUUAUAAUAACUGUUUUUUUUUUUUUUUUUUUUUUUUUUUUUCUUUAAAUACGGUUGAAGUGGAAUCCAUUACGGAUUAGCGGGUAUUAGUUAUUACGUAUAAGUAGUUUAUGGUUUAUGAUUUUUUUUUUUUUUUUUUGUAUAGUGCGAAGUGAUAUUGAUAUUGAUAUUAUCCAUAUCGAUCGUGAGAGGUGGGCUUGUUUUGUAUAAAUCAAUGAAGUUUUGUUCCAAUAGUUUCAGACAGGUUUUUAUUACAACACAACUCACGCGAGACUUACUUAAUCUUCUUUUCGCUCACAUAUUCAAUUACAAUCCAAGAUUACAUAUCAGAUUAGUAGAGGGGUAUGAGAUAGAGAUAGCGAUUCGUUAUUAGGUAUACGUGAUUAAAUGUUACAUCCACGUUUUAAGAUAUAAAAUUACAAUUUAU